Lepisosteus oculatus (spotted gar) is the source of this 4341-nucleotide messenger RNA. It is a transcript of the gene smad2, whose product is annotated as SMAD family member 2. Gene Ontology annotation, cellular component: heteromeric SMAD protein complex. Gene Ontology annotation, molecular function: I-SMAD binding; DNA-binding transcription factor activity, RNA polymerase II-specific; RNA polymerase II cis-regulatory region sequence-specific DNA binding. The record is from RefSeq and is a predicted model, not a curated record. NCBI's taxonomy places the organism in Eukaryota, Metazoa, Chordata, Actinopteri, Semionotiformes, Lepisosteidae. Gene Ontology annotation, biological process: activin receptor signaling pathway; anatomical structure morphogenesis; SMAD protein signal transduction.
GAUAGGUUGUUGAGUGCGAGGCCGUUCGUCUGUGAGUGUGUCGGGGCGACUGGGGGAGAAGGGGGAAAAAACUCGCUGGAAAAAAUAAUUUAUAGAUCUGUAAAAAAAAAAUAUUUAAAGCAAACGUUAUUUUAAUUAAUCGUUUGAGCCUCUAGUCCCCUUUCGCAUGAUACUGCUUGAAAGGAAGUAAGAGUAUUUUGCUUGAGAUAAAGAAGGGCGGGUUGGAAACAUGUUUUAAAAUCCUGUUUAUUUUUCUGUCACCUAAAGUAACCCUAAAUAUUCCCCGGGAUUUUAAUUCGCUGGCUAGCCUGAAAACGGAAAAAAACCCCGCUGACAGCCUGCCGAAUAUGAACUGAGAUUCCUGCCAGGGAUAUAGCCUUAUCUGGUUGUUUUGUGGAUAAACAUCGGCGACGAUCCUGGGUUUUAUUGUUUCAUUGUAGCUCAGUUAGUGGCUGCGGGGUCGCUGGGCUGCAUCGGACAGCCCGUGCAAGAUCAAGAUUUUCGUCAGCGGCUUCAGCACUUCAGCAAAGUGGAACCUGAGCGUUGAUCAGCAACACUGUACUUAAAAUCUUUCGAGGUUUCCCAAAAAAGGCCGGCGGGGAGAGCGCAGGCUCACCUUUUCUGGGUGCACGUGUGUCUGCCUCUCGGGAAUACUGAACCAUGUCCUCCAUCCUGCCUUUCACCCCGCCCGUGGUGAAGCGCUUGCUGGGCUGGAAGAAGUCAGCCAGCGGCUCAGGAGGUGCAGGUGGGGGGGAGCAGAAUGGGCAGGAGGAGAAGUGGUGUGAGAAGGCUGUGAAGAGUUUGGUGAAGAAGCUCAAGAAAACGGGACAGUUAGAUGAGCUGGAGAAGGCCAUUACCACUCAGAACUGCAAUACCAAGUGUGUCACAAUACCAAGCAAUUGCUCUGAAAUUUGGGGACUGAGUACACCAAAUACGAUAGAUCAGUGGGAUACCUCAGGCCUUUACAGCUACCCUGACCAAUCCAGGUCUCUUGAUGGCCGUCUGCAGGUCUCCCACCGUAAAGGCUUACCACAUGUCAUCUACUGUCGAUUGUGGAGGUGGCCUGAUUUACACAGUCACCAUGAGCUGCGAGCAAUUGAGACCUGUGAAUAUGCUUUUAAUCUUAAGAAGGAUGAAGUGUGUGUCAACCCUUAUCAUUACCAGAGGGUGGAAACGCCAGUUUUGCCGCCUGUCCUUGUGCCAAGACACACAGAAAUUUUAACAGAACUGCCACCACUGGAUGAUUAUACUCAUUCUAUACCGGAAAACACAAAUUUCCCAGCAGGAAUUGAACCCCCAAACAAUUAUAUACCAGAAACCCCACCACCAGGAUACAUCAGUGAAGAUGGAGAGACAAGUGAUCAACAGAUGAAUCAAAGUAUGGACACAGGUUCUCCAGCAGAACUGUCACCCAGCACGCUUUCGCCUGUCAAUCACAGCAUGGAUCUGCAGCCAGUGACGUACUCGGAGCCAGCCUUUUGGUGUUCUAUAGCAUAUUACGAGUUAAAUCAGCGCGUCGGAGAGACUUUUCAUGCUUCUCAGCCCUCCUUGACUGUAGAUGGGUUUACAGACCCCUCUAACUCUGAAAGGUUUUGUUUGGGCUUGCUGUCUAAUGUUAACAGAAACGCAACAGUGGAAAUGACCAGAAGACACAUAGGGAGAGGUGUGAGACUUUACUACAUUGGUGGUGAAGUUUUUGCCGAGUGUCUGAGUGACAGUGCUAUUUUUGUUCAAAGUCCAAACUGCAACCAGAGAUAUGGAUGGCAUCCUGCAACUGUCUGUAAAAUUCCACCAGGAUGCAAUCUUAAGAUUUUCAACAAUCAGGAAUUUGCUGCACUACUUGCUCAGUCAGUCAACCAGGGCUUUGAGGCUGUGUACCAGUUAACCAGGAUGUGCACCAUCAGGAUGAGCUUUGUUAAAGGAUGGGGUGCAGAAUACAGGCGACAGACUGUGACGAGCACUCCUUGCUGGAUUGAGCUGCACUUGAACGGACCGCUUCAAUGGCUGGAUAAAGUGCUGACACAGAUGGGCUCUCCUUCAGUCCGCUGCUCAAGCAUGUCAUAAUAGCCCACCCCGACAGGGACGAACACAAUGGAGUCUCCUGGGAAAAAAAAGAGAAGACUUGCUAUAACCUGUCUUUCAUAGUACUUGUGACCCCACAGACUUUUUCACUGUUAAAAACAGAAAUGGCACUUGAUGUCCCAUCAGCUUAAUGCACCUUGUUUAAUUCUUUACCCCAUACCCUAAAUAUUAAAUGUGUUAGUCUUAGAAAAUAAAUAUAUCUUGACUUAGAAGUAUGGGGAUGGAUUGUAGACAGGUGGGGAGGGGGGAGUAAUACCAGAAGACAUUUAACACUUGGCAUAGCAUUACAACGUUUUUUAAAUGAGUGUAACAUAAAACUAAAUUUUGGCCGGAGAAAACGUAUACUUGAUCAAUAAUUCUGGUUCCCUUAAGAAAGCAUUUCAUUGUGCUUUCUGACCUCUCUCAGCUGUACCAAGUUAGUAUUUUCUGGAAAAAAAAUUCAGGAUAUUCAGGAAAAGAAGUAUAUUAGCCAUUUUUUGUUACAAAAGGAAUGCCAAAUAAGAGGCUGAAAUUUCUUGAGUUUUUUUUUCUUACCUUCUCCCCACUACUGGAGAAUGUUGCCUUGUUAGUCCUGAGGUGUGCUGUUAUAAGACAUGCUUCAUCUAAUCUAUGGAAAACAGGAAUGUUAAAAAUUACUGGGCAUGCAGCUUUUCAGUAUUUUUUUAAAUGGGAAUUGCCCUAUUCCCUUCUCAACAAGUGCAUCAUGUGUGGACACUGCCCAUGGUUCACUCCUGAAGGGCAAAUCAUUUCCACAUUUACACUGCCUGUUUACAUUCAGUACUGAUUUUCUUUUGCUACGGAGGUUUAAAAAAAAAAGAUCAUCAAGUGUCCUGACACCUCUGAUUCCUUUCAAGUGUUUUUAGUAUUGCAACUAAAGUGUGAAGGGUGGGUGAAGCACAUAACGAUGUGAACAUCGUUACUUGCGGUGUAUUUAAAUUGGCCAGAUUUUUCCUUUCCACUUCUCCAUCUUUUUUUUUAUUCUCUUGUAUUUAUAUAUCCUUUUAAAAAACUUUAGCUCGCAUCCUUUUUAUUAAAAUUAAAAGUUUUUGACCACAUCCUGUUUUUAAGGGAAUGGAGUGAGUCCAGUAGCAAAAUAAUUGUGUAAGGAUGAAUCAUCCUCAAGAAAAAGCUACUUGUGGGUUUCUCACAGUUUUUUACAUUUGAAUCACAUCGCAGAACAUGCUGCCUUAGUCAACACUUUCCCCACAAUCUUGGAGUGCUAGAUUUCAAGAAGCAAUCGAUGAAAUUUUUAGUUAAAUAGUUGAAGGGGUGCAAUAAAAUGUAUUUCACCACUAGAACUUAAAAAAUGCCUCUUACCUGAGCUUUUUAUAUAUAUAUAAUGACUUAACUGGGUCUUGUUUCCUUUGAAGUAUGUUGCUACACAACUGGGUUCAUUUUGGGCAAUCUUUUGGUUUUGAUUAACAAUCUUCACAAAGUACAUAUGAUGCUGGAGCAUUGGGUGCUGAGUGGAAAGAUAAAUACAGAAUUCUAGCAGUGUUCUGCCAGCUUGCAUCAGGGUCGGGUGGGUAAUAAGACCGCUAUAGGGAGGGGGUAAUGUAACUUGUGUAUAUAUAUAUAUUUAAAAAUAUGUACAUCUUACUAACAACUCUGUGAUCUAGCUGUCUGUCAUUCUUUACUUGUUGUGGCAGUAGCAAGAUUUUUAAAUGUCUUUCCUCCCCUGCCCCCUUCCUUCUCAUUGUUGGUUCCUAUCUUAUUACACUAGCAAUUGUACUUUGUAAGUGCAACUAGUGAUUAGCUUUGAGAACAAAAAUGUGGCCAGUGUUAUAGCUUUGAAUCAGCAGUGGCAGUAGAGGCCAAGACAGAAUAUUCUGCUUGCCAUAAAGGGUUGGGUGUGAAAAUGAUACCAAAUAGAAAUGAACAUGGGCCAGACGAAUAUAUAUAUAUACGUUUUAUUUUAUUUUUUAUUUUGGCAAAGCGUUUUAACAGUUGGUGAGCUUGUUUUACCAGUAGACAGAUGUAUUGGUAGAACAUGUGAACUUCAGGCGAUAAGCUUUCAGGCGUGUUGCAUAUGCAGACUUCAUAAAUACACUAAUAAAGGUUUUAAUUCUCAUGACCUUGGUCUCAACUGAGUGUUCUCUGAAAAAUACAAAACUUUGAAGAAGUUUAAAUAAAAACAGUUUUUUCAACAAAGUAUGGUUACUGGAGACAGUGCUCUAUCUAAUGUGGGUAGACAGAUCCUGAUCUCAAAAGGACGUAUCAUUUUCAUUCCACCUGUAAAUUAAAGUACUUGAAAGUGAA